AAAAAUGUCAGGAGAAGGGCAGGAGGCAGGGCCAGUUGCCCAGACCAGGAUAAAAGGCCUCCACGGAGUGACAGGGAGGCAAGACACCACCGCCACGUCCUCCACACACAGAGGUACAUCCAUGUCUCCAAAGGUCUUGGUCUCUGUGUAAGGUCCUCUCUGUCCCUCAAACUCUGGGUUUCUUGCAGCCUGCUUCUCUCUCACUUCUUCUCUGCAUUUGCCAGAACCCAACCCCCAGCCCCCAGAAUGUUCUUCCUGCUGACAGCAUUCCAGAUCGUGGCUCUAGCCAUGGCACAGAGCCAAAGGGAUGAGAACAAGAUAAUUGGUGGUUACACAUGCGUCCAGAACUCCCAGCCAUGGCAGGCAGCGCUACUGGCAGGUCCCUUUCGUCGCUUCCUCUGUGGAGGGGCCCUCCUGUCAGGCAAGUGGGCCAUCACUGCUGCUCACUGUGCACGCCCGAUCCUUCACGUAGCCCUGGGCAAGCAUAACCUGAAGAACUGGGAGGCCACCCAGCAGGUGCUACGUGUGGUUCGUCAGGUGCCACACCCCCAAUACAACUCCCGGACUCACAAUAACGACCUGAUGCUGCUGCAGCUGGAGCGGCCCGUUCGGCUGGGGAGGGCAGUGAGGCCCAUCACCAUAACCAGCUCCUGCGCAAGCCCAGGAACCCCCUGCCAUGUGUCAGGCUGGGGCACCACAUCUAGCCCCAUUGGUGAGUACUCCCACAUCCUGGGAAGGAAGGGCUGGGGGGCCUGGACUCCUUGGUCUGAGGGAGGAGGAGGUCAGUCCCCAGACUCCUGGUCCUGCUGGAAGGUAGAACCCUCACUUGUAACCUUUCUGUGCCCCCCAGUCAGUUACCCCAACUCCCUGCAGUGUGUGAACAUCAACAUCUCCUCGGAUCAGGAGUGUCGGCGGGCUUAUUCCCAAGCCAUCACUGCUGGCAUGGUCUGUGCAGGUGUCCCCCAAGGUGGGAAGGACUCCUGUCAGGGUGAUUCAGGGGGACCCCUGGUGUGCAAAGGACAGCUCCAGGGCCUUGUGUCCUGGGGGAUGGAACGUUGCGCCCUUCCCGGCUAUCCUGGAGUCUACACCAACCUGUGCAAGUACCAAACUUGGAUCCGGAAAACCAUACGGGGCAAAUGAUUGCUGGUGUAACUGAACACCAGCGCAUCUGCUUCCCCAGAUAUUGCUCUCUCUACGCCAAGACGCCGGGGUCCCAGCCCCCAGCCCCCUCCUCCCUCAGACCCAGAGUCCCAGCCCCCUUCUCUCAGACCCGGGGUCCUAGUCCCCAGCCCCUCCUCCCUCAGACCCAAGAGUCCUGGCCCCCAGCCUCUUGAUCUGGACUCCUGACCCAGAACUCUCCUUUCCAGAGACGUUCCUUCAGGAUUUCUCUCCACACCCCCACAAUAUCAUUAUUCAAGGACCCUUAGGUACAGAUAUAGGAACACGAAAGCACAAAACUUGCACCAUACCCCAAAGAAGACAUUUUUCAAAACUCUUAGUGUCUCUAAAAACCAGAUAAACA
Messenger RNA from Mustela erminea (ermine), 1522 nucleotides. It is a transcript of the gene KLK14, whose product is annotated as kallikrein related peptidase 14. Bases 247 to 1140 code for a protein of 297 amino acids. The record is from RefSeq and is a predicted model, not a curated record. The transcript has 4 exons. Gene Ontology annotation, molecular function: serine-type endopeptidase activity. Gene Ontology annotation, biological process: epidermis morphogenesis; proteolysis; seminal clot liquefaction. NCBI's taxonomy places the organism in Eukaryota, Metazoa, Chordata, Mammalia, Carnivora, Mustelidae.